CGCCCUCUUUCAGGGCUCUUGUGCAGCAUUGGAAGCUUCGCAACUAGCACCGAAAAGCGGACACUGGGAUAGGCGUGACGAGUCGUUCCAAAAGCACUGGAGCGAAUGGGUCUUGUCUGCAAUGCGCUCGGUCAUUCUACCUCAACACUGAGGAGCACCAGCGUGUCCGGCUAUCGUACCUGCUGAAUUGCAUCAGUACCUGAUCGUGGGUAGUGCGGCGGAAGUGCCUUGGCGGGGAUUCAGACGUGGAUUGCGCUGCCAAAGAUCUGCUUAUAAUAGACUACACGAUGCAGAUGCAACGGCUCGAUGCUUCCACCAUCCUACAUCCUCGUACCCGGCAGCACUCGUGCGCUAUCACCUUCCGAGUCUAUUAACUUGAGAAUUGCUCUCUCAAGACCGGGACAUCGACGAGAGCAUGCUCAGCGCUUCUAGUACACCAUCUAGCGCGGUAGACCACACCGAGUCUGACUGCAGACUAGACACUUUCAAUUUCUGUUCAAUGGCGUCAUGUCAGCGUAGCGAUGACUUUGCCGAGAAGCAUACUGCCUGCCUUCGGACUGAAUCUGUCGCAUCGGCGCAUGAGCUCAACAGUCUGCCGCCAAUGCAAAGACUGCCAUCACCGUCAGCUCACUGGCAUACUUGUCUUCCUGAGGUCGCGCGAGGUCAUCGAACUGCUGAAUGUCUUGUCGUUUUGAUAGUAGGUGCAGGUUUUGUGGGGGAACAUCUCAUCGAUUGCUUCUCUCAGGCUUUUCUUACAUUUGCUUUGGACCACAACCCGCACCGGUGCUCCCACCUCCGCGCUCGCUACGCGCGCAACGCAAACGUCCACAUCAUUUCGCACGUUGAUGAGGAACAACGAUCGAAAGAAUUUGAUCUAUGCCUCAUCUCUGUGCCGACCCUACUAUUGGCAGAUCAAGUAUCGGUUGAUACCCAGGACAUCGUCAGGGCCGUUCGAGAUGUCGGCAUCCAUGCACGUCGUGGCUCCGCCGUGGUGAUCGAGUCGAGCGUCAAGGUCGGGACCAGCCGUCAGCUCUUGGAACCUCUGCGAAAGCGGGGAGUCUACGUCGGGUAUUCUCCCGAGCGGGUUGAUCCUGGACGAACCUACCCGAUAUUUCGCGACAUCCCCAAGCUCGUCGCUGGUAUUGACCAGGAAUCCCUGGAUCAGAUCAAUAAGUUCUACCAGCGUGUCUUUACAACGACCGUACCUGUACGCUCUUUGGAAACAGCAGAGAUGACUAAGCUCUUUGAGAAUUGUCAACGGCUGCUGUUGAUCAGCUACGUCAAUGAGAUUGCGGACACCUGUGCCGAGCUAGAUAUCGACAUACAUGAUGUCUGUGAGGCAGCCAGAACCAAACCAUUCGGGUAUGUGCCGUUCUUCCCUUCACUGGGGGCUGGCGGGCACUGCAUUCCCGUCAAUCCAUGGUACCUCUUGGCGGACGGCCACAAUCUGCCCACGCUUCGACAAGCCGCCCUAUCGAAUCAGGAACGCCCUUUGCAAAAGGCCAGAGAGAUCUUCCAGCUGGCAACGGAAGCAACAGAUGAACAUCAGCCCUGCAUUGAGCCCAAACUCCCGAGGAUCCUUGUCUAUGGCAUUGGCUUCAAAAAAGGUUCUUCGUCUUUGGCAUAUUCAUCAGCCGCACUACUGGCAGACGAGCUCACCUCGAUGGGCGCUUGUGUCAAAUACUUUGACGAGGCAGUCAACACUGGGCGCUGGCCAUCGCUGCGCCGUGCCGACUUGCAUGCUCAAGUGACGCGCCCGGAUGGCAGUUCCUGCCAAUUGCUAGACGCUGAAUACGACAUUGUGGUCGUGACUCAGUCUCCGGAUGCAAGAGACCGAGGGCCGUUACGAGGACUCGAACGCUGCCGUGUCAUAUACUUCGCUCCUCGAUGAACAGCCGCU
This is a messenger RNA of Microstroma glucosiphilum, 1900 nucleotides long. Its product is annotated as nucleotide sugar dehydrogenase. The record is from RefSeq and is a predicted model, not a curated record. Gene Ontology annotation, biological process: polysaccharide biosynthetic process. NCBI's taxonomy places the organism in Eukaryota, Fungi, Basidiomycota, Exobasidiomycetes, Microstromatales, Microstromataceae. The coding region runs from base 500 to 1891 and encodes 463 amino acids. Gene Ontology annotation, molecular function: oxidoreductase activity, acting on the CH-OH group of donors, NAD or NADP as acceptor; oxidoreductase activity, acting on the CH-CH group of donors, NAD or NADP as acceptor; NAD binding. The transcript has 2 exons.